Molecule: messenger RNA, 2306 nt
Organism: Oryza sativa Japonica Group (Japanese rice)
Lineage: Eukaryota; Viridiplantae; Streptophyta; Magnoliopsida; Poales; Poaceae
Product: amino acid permease 3
Biological process (GO): amino acid transmembrane transport
Cellular component (GO): membrane
Molecular function (GO): amino acid transmembrane transporter activity
Source: RefSeq, a predicted model, not a curated record
AAAUCACUUUCAGCUUUCAAAUCUCAAACUCUUUAAAUUCCCAGCCUUGAAUCCACCUGACCUGUGCCUCGUACUCCCAUAAUCCCAUUUCGCAUCCGGUUCUAGCUUUCCUUGGCUUCCCAUUUCCUCGAUCUCCAGCGAUGUCGCUCGCCGACGACCUGGCCGCCGUCGAGCGCGGCGGCCACAUGGUGCCAUCGAAGGCGGCGGGUGUCGACGGCGACGGGGAGCCGCGGCGGACGGGCACCAUGUGGACGGCGAGCGCGCACAUCAUCACGGCGGUGAUCGGGUCCGGCGUGCUGUCGCUGGCGUGGGGCGUCGCGCAGCUGGGGUGGGUGGCCGGCCCCGCGGUGAUGCUGCUGUUCGGCGCCGUCAUCUACUGCUGCUCCGUGCUCCUCGUCGAGUGCUACCGCACCGGCGACCCGUACACCGGCCAGCGCAACCGCACCUACAUGGACGCCGUCCGCGCCAACCUCGGCGGGACCAAGGUGAGGCUCUGCGGCGUGCUGCAGUUCGCCAACUUCUUCGGCGUCUGCGUCGGCAUCACCAUCGCCUCCUCCAUCAGCAUGCUGGCGAUCAAGAGGGCGGGGUGCUUCCACGUGAGAGGGCACGACCAGAGGGAGGCGUGCGGCGGCUCGAGCCGGCCGUACAUGGUGGUGUACGGCGCGCUGCAGGUCGUGUUCUCGCAGAUCCCCAACCUCCACAAGAUGUGGUGGCUCUCCACGCUCGCCUCCGCCAUGUCGCUGUCCUACUCCGCCAUCGGCAUCGCCCUCGGCGUCGCGCAGAUCGUAGCGAACGGGGGAAUCAGGGGCACCAUCACGGGCGUCUUCGUCGGCGCCGGCGCCGGCGUCACCUCGAUGCAGAAGGUUUGGCGGAGCUUCCAGGCGUUCGGGAACAUCGCGUUCGCAUACGGCUUCUCGUUCAUCCUCCUCGAGAUCCAUGACACGGUGAAGCCGGUGGCGCCGCCGUCGACGGAGACGAAGGUGAUGAGGAAAGCGGUGGCGGUGAGCGUGGCGACGACGACGGCGGUGUACCUGAUGUGCGGGUGCGUCGGGUACGCGGCGUUCGGGAACGACUCGCCGGACAACCUCCUCACCGGGUUCGGGUUCUUCGAGCCCUUCUGGCUGCUCGACCUCGCCAACGCCGGCGUCGUGGUGCACCUCGUAGGCACGUACCAGGUGGUGGCGCAGCCGGUGUUCGCGUUCCUCGACGGGCGCGCCGCGGCGGGCGCGUGGCCCGGGAGCGCGGCGCUGGGCAAGAGGAGGCGGGUGCUCCGCGUGGGCUCCCUGGCCGAGAUCGAGGUGAGCCCGUUCCGUCUGGCGUGGCGCACGGCGUUCGUGUGCGUGACCACGGCGGCGUCCACGCUGCUCCCGUUCUUCGGCUCCAUGGUGGGGCUCAUCGGCGCGGCGUCGUUCUGGCCGCUCACCGUCUACUUCCCCGUGGAGAUGUACAUCGCGCAGCGCCGGGUGCCGCGGGGGAGCGCGCAGUGGCUGUCCCUCCAGGCGCUCAGCGCCGGGUGCCUCGUCGUGUCCGUCGCCGCCUCGGCGGGAUCCAUCGCCGGCGUCGUGGAGGCGUUCAAGGCGCACAACCCGUUCUGCUGGACGUGCUGAAUCAUCUGAGGCCUUGUUCGUUUAAUUCUAAGAAAAAAAGAGAGGUUGGAGGAACUGAAAGGAAGUAAUUUCACAUCACAAUACAUAUGAAAUACUCCCUCCGUCCCACAAUAUAAGGAAUUUUGAUUUUUUGUUUGUAACGUUUGACCACUCGUCUUAUUUAAAAUUUUAAAUAAGAUGAGUGGUCAAACGUUACAAACAAAAACUUAAAAUCCCUUAUAUUAUGGGACGAAGGGAGUAAAUCCCUUCAAAUCCCAUCAAUCCCAUGAGAGGGAUUAAACGAAUCAAGCCUGAUAGUCAAAACUGACCACCUGAGCCAGAACUUGUAUCGAAUCUUGUACUGUCUAAUAUUGCAAAUUCGCAACUGCAAACAGUAAGAUGCUACUAGCAAAGUAAUAGUAGCAAAGUACUAGCAAUUAGCAACUCGUGUAGUCGAACGUGUGUCAAUUGCUCGUGUUCAGUUCAGAGUAGAGUUCAGAGAGCGUUGAUGGGCUAGGGCUACUAAAAUUUAAGGCCUAGCAUGGCACGAGGUGGCGAGGGGCCCAGCCCAUCAGUACUCCUGUUAUUUCCCCCAUUUUAGGCCCAGCCCAUCAGUACCAUCUCUUCUUUUUCCAUUGAGUAAAUUUCAGAAAACUGUAACUUUAGUGAUAAAUGUAUCAGUUUGCUGCAACUUUAGCGACAUGUUUCAGUUUGCUGCAA